AGACGCGACUGCUGGACGUACUGGACGACGCCCUGACGUAUUUUUUUGAGAGAGAGUUGGCUCAUAAGUCGAGGGACAAUCUUGCAGACAACAACAAAGCGGAGACCAAGAAGGUUGAAUCCCCAAUGCAGGCCAGUAAGCCCGACACGGAGGGACAAGUCAUCUGGCGCAAGAGGAAACACAAGGCCAUCUUCCUUGAUAGCCUCGAGCUCCCAAGCCAUGAGAGGUUCCGGUUCUGCAAAGCUAUUGUAGCCGGACGGAAAGCCGGUAUCGAGGUCGUCACUGCCGCCACGCCCGCUUCGGAACAGGCCAUAUCAUCGCUGCCGAGGGGAGUGACAGAGAAGGACCUCGAGUCGAGUCCAUGGAGAUGGGAGGGCAGGGUUCAGAGCCUGCAAAUCAGCCCGACAACCGGCAUGGGGCUGGCAGGCUGCGGCAGCUGUGGGAAGUGUCACAGCUGUCUUCGUCUCUACCCUGAAGAGCUGUGGAAACUGAGAGAUACUGGGACGUAUUUCAAGGAAGAGAAUUUGGCCAAGUGGAAGAAAGAGGAUGCCGCAAGAAUCGCGGAAGAGAUCAAGCAUAUGAAAUCAGGGAACAAAAUAUGGGGCUAUCUCUGAAAUAUGAGAAUAACGCGCGAAAGACUCGGACGUUUUUUUUAUCAGAUGACUAAACCUAGAUAGCUGAUGCACGGGGGCUUUCCUUUUGUUCAACGAUGCUCGCGCUGUUUCACGAUAAGGGCACCUUAAUCCUAGUAUGUGCUUCUGACUUGAAUCUAAAGCUGACUAGUGUCCUUUAUAAAUAACUAUCACCC
Molecule: messenger RNA, 808 nt
Organism: Microdochium trichocladiopsis
Lineage: Eukaryota; Fungi; Ascomycota; Sordariomycetes; Xylariales; Microdochiaceae
Exons: 1
Coding region: 126-614 (162 amino acids)
Source: RefSeq, a predicted model, not a curated record